AUGACGAUCUGUACUUAUAACGCACGUACGCUUGCAUCGAAAGCGGCCAUCGAAGAUCUUAUGAUGCAAGCCAAGAAGAUCAAGUGCGACGUCAUCGGACUGACCGAGACGAGACGACGUCACCCUCUCAACGCCGUAUAUGGAACUGGAGAAGAACUGUUCUUAAGAACAUGCGACAGUAGAGGUGUUGGUGGAGUUGGCGUCCUCGUCAACACGAGUAUGGCAAAGAACAUCGACUCUUGA
Messenger RNA from Necator americanus (New World hookworm), 243 nucleotides. RefSeq lists its product as uncharacterized. The record is from RefSeq and is a predicted model, not a curated record. Bases 1 to 243 code for a protein of 80 amino acids. The transcript has a single exon. NCBI's taxonomy places the organism in Eukaryota, Metazoa, Nematoda, Chromadorea, Rhabditida, Ancylostomatidae.